Messenger RNA from Pectinophora gossypiella (pink bollworm), 2479 nucleotides. It is a transcript of the gene GlyRS, whose product is annotated as glycine--tRNA ligase. NCBI's taxonomy places the organism in Eukaryota, Metazoa, Arthropoda, Insecta, Lepidoptera, Gelechiidae. The transcript has a single exon. Gene Ontology annotation, cellular component: cytoplasm; mitochondrion. Gene Ontology annotation, biological process: mitochondrial glycyl-tRNA aminoacylation. Gene Ontology annotation, molecular function: glycine-tRNA ligase activity; ATP binding. Bases 136 to 2334 code for a protein of 732 amino acids. The record is from RefSeq and is a predicted model, not a curated record.
UUUUGACGCAAGAACUGUCACUUGACAUUUUUAAAGAUUUCUUCACCACGAUUUUCAAUUUCGUCAGCACCACGCGACCAAUAUUGCCGGCCAACAGAUGUUUAAGUAAAGAGUGCAGUUUACUCAUCUAGUUAAAUGAGAAACUUUCUUACUUUAGUGUAUAAAUGUAGUGUAUUUAGUAAACAUCUGCCAGUUGCGUGUACACAGUUGAGACUUUCACACAGUGUCCCACAGUGGGGGAGUAAUAAAGUUCAUAGAAAGAUCAAGAUCCCCAAUCCUCAACGAGAAAUAAUCAUGGCUGAUCCCAAGAUCGAGGAAAUCCUAGCGCCUCUGCGUGCUGCUGUCAAAGAGCAGGGUGAUAUGGUUAGAAAGCUAAAAGAAGAGAAGGCUCCCGAAAUCGAUAUCAAGAAAGCAGUAGCAGAGUUGAAAACAAGGAAAAAGGUGCUAGAAGACAAAGAACUAAGUCUCGCACCAGCCGAAGAGCUCUUUGAUCGCGCUAAAAUGGAAGAUUUAAUUAAGCGGAGAUUCUUUUAUGACCAAUCCUUUGCUAUUUACGGAGGUAUUACUGGACAAUUCGACUUCGGUCCUAUGGGGUGUGCUCUCAAGAGCAAUAUGAUCCAGCUGUGGAGGAAAUACUUUAUCCUUCAAGAGCAAAUGUUGGAGGUGGAUUGCUCCAUACUCACCCCUGAACCUGUACUGAAAGCAUCUGGACAUGUGGAAAGAUUUGCUGACCUCAUGACCAAGGAUGUCAAGACUGGAGAGUGCUUCCGGCUAGACCACCUCAUCAAGGCGCAUUUAGAAAAAAUAAAAAGUGAGAAAAACACCAAGGCAGAAUUGAAAGCAGAGAUUGAAGAUAUCAUUGUUAAACUUGAUGGCAUGACUGCUGAUGAGAUGUCAGCUUUGAUGACGAGAUUCAACAUGAAGUCACCAGUGAGUGGCAAUGAUCUGACACCACCUAUUGAAUUCAACCUUAUGUUCAAUACUCAAAUUGGUCCCUCUGGUCUUGUUAAAGGUUUCCUUAGACCUGAAACUGCUCAGGGCAUCUUUGUGAACUUCAAGCGGCUAUUAGAAUUCAACCAAGGUAGGCUGCCAUUUGCAGCUGCACAAAUUGGAAAUUCUUUCAGGAAUGAAAUCUCACCCAGAUCUGGACUGUUAAGAGUGAGAGAAUUCACUAUGUGUGAGAUUGAACACUUCUGUGACUCGAAGGAUCAUCCUAAAUUUGAAUCAGUAAAGGACACCCAAAUGCUGCUAUACUCUGCUGACAACCAAGAACAAGGCAGACCUGCAGAAAUCAUGAGCAUAGGAGAUGCAGUGUCUAAGGGAAUCGUGAAUAAUGAGACUUUGGGAUACUUCAUGGCAAGAAUUCAUUUGUACUUGUUAGCUGUUGGUAUAGACUCCAAGAAGUUAAGAUUUAGACAGCACAUGGGUAAUGAGAUGGCUCACUAUGCCUGUGACUGCUGGGAUGCAGAGUGCCUCACCAGCUAUGGUUGGGUAGAAUGUGUGGGAUGUGCUGAUAGGUCAGCCUAUGAUUUGACUCAGCACACAAAGGCCACUGGCAUCAGACUUGCAGCAGAAAAGAAACUCCCAGCUCCCAAGCAGAUUGAAGUAGUGGAAGCUGUAGCUAACAAGGCUGCCAUUGGCAAAGCAUUUAAGAAAGAUGCUAAAGUUAUCAAUGAUGCCCUGGCAGCAAUGGAUACUGCAGCUCUAGAGGAAUUACAGGGCAAGUUAGACAAUGAUGGAGAAUUUGCUCUGUCCACUCCCAAUGGUGAAUUCAAACUCACUAAAGACCUUGUUAGUGUGAAAAAGAGUCAAAAGACUGUCCAUGUGGAGGAAAUUAUUCCAAGUGUCAUUGAACCCUCCUUUGGUAUUGGUAGAAUUCUUUACUCAGUGCUGGAACAUAACUUCAAGAUGAGAGAAGGUGAUGAGCAGAGAACCUACUUCUCUUUGCCAGCUACUGUUGCUCCAAUGAAGUGUGCUGUGCUGCCAUUGAGCAGCAAUGCUGAAUUCCAGCCAUUUGUGAGACAGCUCAACCAAGAAUUAACAAAUGUUGAUGUAUCCCAUAAAGUCGACGACUCUUCUGGUUCUAUUGGGCGCAGGUACGCCAGAACUGACGAACUGGGCGUUCCAUAUGCUAUCACAGUGGACUUUGAUACUCUCAAGGAGCCUCACACCGUAACAUUGAGAGAAAGAGAUAAUAUGGGACAAGUUCGACUAGAAAUUGCAGAUGUACCAGCUGUGGUCAGGGACCUCUCUAACAGCAAGAUAUCAUGGGCUGAUGUGGAAGUCAAGUAUCCCAAGUUCGAACAACAAGAGAGCAAGGGCGCCGCGGCAUAGAUGACGCAAAUAGGUUUAUUUACACAGCUGCAUUGAUCUUGCAUUAUACUUCUAUUUAUUGUUAGCUGUAAGCUUCAAUGUAUAAAAUCAAUUUCUAGUUCCAACUAGUUUUGAGCAAAUAUUUUGCAAUACACUAUUGAUUUUA